UGCGCUCACCUCCUUUCCGCUUCCGGUGUCCCCUACAGUCAUGGCUGCCGCCGUCGCUGCUGCCGGUGCAGGGGAACCCCAGUCCCCGGACGAAUUGCUCCCGAAAGGCGACGCGGAGAAGCCUGAGGAGGAGCUGGAGGAGGACGACGAUGAGGAGCUAGAUGAGACCCUGUCGGAGAGACUAUGGGGCCUGACGGAGAUGUUUCCGGAGAGGGUCCGGUCCGCGGCCGGAGCCACUUUUGAUCUUUCCCUCUUUGUGGCUCAGAAAAUGUACAGGUUUUCCAGGGCAGCCUUGUGGAUUGGGACCACUUCCUUUAUGAUCCUGGUUCUUCCCGUUGUCUUUGAGACGGAGAAGUUGCAAAUGGAGCAACAGCAGCAACUGCAGCAGCGGCAGAUACUUCUAGGACCUAACACAGGGCUCUCAGGAGGAAUGCCAGGGGCUCUACCCUCACUUCCUGGAAAGAUCUAGAUUGUUAUUGCUGUUUGAGCUGUCUCAGUGGGAUAAGUUUGAAAUUCAAGUGGUUGAACUGCUGAUAAUUUGGAUUUUUUUUUUUUUUUUUAACUUUGGCACAUUGAUCUAUCUAAACCUGGUGGGGAGAAUUAUCCCCACAUUGUCUCAUGGAAAGACUCAACUUGCAACUGUGCCCUCCACACUAUCCUUACUUCUGUCUCCACUCUGAUACCAGAGUGCGGCCAUGCAGACGGUUAUUCCAGCUCUGGUCACCCGACUCCUUUCACCAAAUUGCUCCUAACUGGAAGAUCUCACUUUCCCCUUGUGGGGUAGGAACCGAUGCCAGUGGGAGGGAUGUGCCCCUGACCAUUAACGACUGUUUUUUUUUUUUUUUUUUUUUUUUUUUUAAAAGAAUGGAGUUGUUGGGGAGGGACAUGCACACAAUGUGAAACAGACAAAAUGCAUUACACCUGUAGUGUAAAGUGGCCACUAUGAAUCCCUAUGUAUGAGAGGAGGGAGGCAGGCUGCAGCUUCAGCCACAGAAUGGGGACUAUGGAAGACAGCAGGAGCUCAUUUCCUCUGCACAUUUUGGCUGUUAGACCUGUGUGUGUGUUUAAAAAAACAGAAGUCAGUGCUCACUUUUUGUAUUUAAAUAUUAAAAAUGAUUCCAACUGAAA
Pan troglodytes (chimpanzee) is the source of this 1128-nucleotide messenger RNA. It is a transcript of the gene TOMM22, whose product is annotated as translocase of outer mitochondrial membrane 22. Lineage: Eukaryota; Metazoa; Chordata; Mammalia; Primates; Hominidae. Gene Ontology annotation, biological process: intracellular protein transport. The transcript has 4 exons. Gene Ontology annotation, cellular component: mitochondrial outer membrane. The record is from RefSeq and is a predicted model, not a curated record. Bases 41 to 469 code for a protein of 142 amino acids.